UGGCAGACGACAAAAACGCCAUUCAGCGAGUUUCCUCUCGGUUGUAAUGGGACCGUUUUGCAUCAUUGAUGAUGAUUAAAGGUUUUCCGUUGACUCCAGUUAGAUGGUAGCACAACGGCCAUUUGUUUAGUGGAGUUUCAUUGGCGAGUGUCAAAAUUGGAUUUUAUAGGAGAACAUUUGUUGGUGGUUCUAAUUAAAAAGAAUGCCAACUUCCAGUCAAGCUUUGAUCAUUCUUGCUGUUGACGGUCGUCUGCCGAAGAAGACCCCGCGUCAAACAUAUCCGGUGAUGUCAGUUCCUUAUCCGCUCAGAGACUAUAACAUGACGGAAGCCUGCAUGACUCUAGAAAAUUGCAACGAAGACGAUGCAGAUGACGUAAUAAAAUUAUUAAAACAGGAUAGACGACUUAAAGAUUCUGAUAUGUCAGAUACUCUUUCAGAUGUUUUAAGAAUAUCAAGCUUUAAGGGAGCCUUGACCUUUGACCCCGUGUCAAGACUUCUGCGAUGGCAAAUUAAUACUGAAAUUCCGCAAAGUGUCCGGAAUGAAUAUACGAGCCAUUUUGAAAACCGACUACAAUUUCCAAACAUAUACGAAAAAGAAAAUAUGUUCCCACAAAAGAACCAGGGGUAUGCAAAAUCGUCUUACAUUGAAAAAGGACAGUGGUCCAACAUUAAUGCCCAACCAGACACUUUACACAGUCAACAAAACCUACAAACGUAUAGCGAACAAAGGGCUUUUACUUUAAGAAAGUCAGUAGGAGAAUAUCCUAAUCAUCAAAUGCAGGGAGAUAACAUGGAAACAGGCAAAGAAAUGGCUGAAGAUGCAGAUAUGUUUUCAGAAAAGGAGAGAUUGUAUGGUAAAAUGGAUGCAAACACAAAUAGAGGCGAAAACAACAUGAAAAGAACCGUUUCGCUUCCGAGUUUAUUCAAGGCAAGGAUAAACAAAGAUUUGUAUCAGAAACUUUGUUCGUUGGGAUUCCGAAAACCAAAGGAGAUGAAAGAAGAAGAGAAAAGAAAUGUGCUUCAUCGACACAAACCAACAAGUGACCCAACUCACGCAAAAGCAUGGGACAAUGAAACCGUUACGGAAGAUGUAGAGAAUUUAGAAGACAAAGACUUCCGACUAGAAGAUCUUUCAUUGAAGACAGACAAUCUUCAUGCAGUGAACGAAGGUGGCCAAAGUAUGGCAGCAAAGUUGGUGCAUUUGUUCCCAAACAACCAAGAAUAUCAGAAAUAUCUUAAAGAAAGGGACGCAUUUUACGAAAAAUUCGACAAUUACGAGUCAUAUGCUUCAACUGGAACUGCAAACAUUACUCCAAGGAGAAAAGAUGACGAGUUUUUAACAGGUUAUCAGCGCCUUCCUGAUAUUCAACAAGACAAAUCAAGAUGUGACGUAGUAGAAGAUACUACCGAUUACAGUAAAACCAAAGGAGGAAAAGAGACAAAAAAGUCGUUAUUGGAAGAAGUGAAGGAGAAAUCCAACUACAGCAAAUGGAAGAAAAGGAGACUGACAACAGUGCGCAUGCGGAAAGAGAUACCUCCCUCCGACCCGCUCUGUGUUUGCUUUAAUUUACCAGACAACGCCAUGAGUCAUGGGGAAGUCAAAGCGUUAGUUGAGGACAGUUGCGGGGGAAGUGUUAGCGAGGUCCAAUUUGAUCCCGUGAACGUUGUUGCUAUUGACAAUGAUGCGCCAUCCCGAUGGAUUGUACGCAUGCGCGAUAUGAAAAGUCGGGAUAAGUUUCUACAAACUGGGCUAAUUGUUGAUGGAGAAAGACGGGAGGUCAAGCUUCUAGAUCUUCUUCACCAAGAGGAAGUGGAUGCAUAUAGAUUUUAUGAACUAGUCCAGAAAGGAAAAGCGAAACUGCCAGGAAGUGACGCAAGUACAAAGCGGAAGAAAUCAAAGGCCAGCUACUAAAUCGAAUCCAACAUACACUAUAUGUGCAAUAUAUCUAAAGCCCGAACACAGCUGAAUAAUUUAUUCAAUACAUCUUGUUAGUUUACUUACAUGACCGUAUAUAUGUACACGAUGUAUGCAAUUUGCGCAAACCGACUGUAAUACUAUCAUCAUCUUAACCCAAUGUAAAUGCUUAUAUGCUGCACCUUUGUUGUUUAACUUCUGUGCAAGAUCAUUCUAACACGUUUCCGAGAUGUUGCCGAUGCCGGUUUAGCAUACCAAGUUAAUGCUUGCGUAAAAGCUAGUCACAACGCAUGAAAACGUGGUAUAAACGUUGCAUGAUCUAUAUAUGACCAACAACUUUCACUUGCCUAGCAAGAGGCAACCGGUUUAUGUUUUCGCACUGGACUUGAUCCUGUUCACGUCAUACUAUCUAUAAACAGUAUUCUGACUAAAUUGUGACGUACUACAGUACUUUUGUGCCAUACUUGAAUCUGGAAUUCAUAAAAAAAAAUGUACACUCCUGUCAAUAUAUCACAUCUUUAUUCAAUACAUUUACAAAUUCA
Magallana angulata is the source of this 2457-nucleotide messenger RNA. RefSeq lists its product as uncharacterized. The record is from RefSeq and is a predicted model, not a curated record. Bases 203 to 1912 code for a protein of 569 amino acids. The transcript is spliced from 3 exons. Lineage: Eukaryota; Metazoa; Mollusca; Bivalvia; Ostreida; Ostreidae.